AUGGAAAACACUGUGCAUAUAAAAGUCUAUGGUGAUGGAUCAACUUCAGAAGGAGAUUUCAGUUGGGACACCAUUACUCUAACUUCCAGUACGGAAAAUGUUCCUGUAGCAUUUCCCCACAGUGUGAUUGGAUGUGGACACACCAACUAUGGACUCUUUGAUAAGGAAAGCUCUGGCAUAGUUGGCCUUGGAAUCGGACCUUUCUCACUUGCAGGUCAGUUGAAACCUAAAACAGGUGGAACGUUUUCCUAUUGUUUGACGCCAAUGUAUGAAGGAAAUCCAAAACCUAGCUAUCUCUAUUUUGGAGAUCGUGGUGAGGUUACUGAGAAAGGUGUCGUUUCAACUCCUUUAAUCAUAAACAAAGCACGGCCAUCCAUGUGCUUCGUGGUGAUGGAAGCAAUCAGUGUGGGAAGCAAUAAGAGAAUAGAGUUUCCCAGAUACGGUCAAGAUGGAAACAUCUUUAUUGACUCAGGGGCAACGAUCUCUUAUUUGCCCUAUAAAGUUUACUCAAGUUUGGAAAGAGAAAUGAUAAAUGCAGUUAAGUUACGUCGUACUAAAAGCCCAAUAGAAUUAGAGUCUCCCUUUUCUAGCAAUUUGAUAUUAGAUUAA
Messenger RNA from Vigna radiata var. radiata (mung bean), 609 nucleotides. Its product is annotated as aspartic proteinase CDR1-like. The record is from RefSeq and is a predicted model, not a curated record. The transcript has a single exon. Bases 1 to 609 code for a protein of 202 amino acids. Lineage: Eukaryota; Viridiplantae; Streptophyta; Magnoliopsida; Fabales; Fabaceae. Gene Ontology annotation, cellular component: extracellular region.